Prorocentrum cordatum is the source of this 989-nucleotide messenger RNA. Lineage: Eukaryota; Dinophyceae; Prorocentrales; Prorocentraceae. The record is from the annotation of a GenBank genome assembly.
AUGGAGGGCUCGUCGCCAAGUAAUUACCAGGCGCAGGUCAAGUGUCUCGAGGGCGAGCUUAAGAAGGCGAAGCAGCAGCAGCAGCAGCAGCAGCAGCAGGGCUCCAUACUAUGGGACGUCGACAAUGAGUGCGAGGCCCCCUCGGACCAGGACCGCCUGGCGGCGAUCGAGGUGGAGCGCUGCACCAUCGCUAGCCUGGACGGCCCGACUUGGUCCAAGCUCAAAGGGGACUUGCGGGCUGAGCGGCAGGUGCUCGAGCAGCAGCUUCUCGACGCCCAGCCUGUCGCUACUCGGCUUCGCAACCUCUUGCACACGGUCGACCAGGCCGAACGCCAGUUGGUCAAAGGCAAAAAGCACCUGGAGACCUGCCGUGGGCGCUUGGUGGCCGCGGAGCAGGCCGCUGAGGAGGCCAAUCUCCGGGUCAAGGAGAACGAGCAGCUCCUUGGGCGCCUCAAGGCCCAGCAAGCCGCGCUGGCUGCUCAGGGCGUGGUCUUGGCAACUGCGGCGCCCUCGCAAGGCGGGUCAGCUGUGGUGCCCAUCUUGCAGCUCGACUCGGAGAAGGUGCGGCAGCUGCUGGCGCAGGGCUUGGACGAGCUUGGCGUCCAGGUGCCCGACUUGUCGCAGUUCGCCGUCCAGCUGUGCGAGUGGGUCCCGCAGUGCUCGCAGCAAUCAUUGGUGCGUCUCGAUGCGCCGGUUGGGCAGGCGCUGGCGGGCGCCGCUGCCACAGCGUCUGCAGGCCCGGCGCUGCCCGCGACGGCGGCCCCCGGCCCCAGCCUGGAGCAGAUGCGCGCCGAGAUUGCAGCAGGGGGAGUGUCAGCCCCUGAAGGCCAGGCCAGCCUGGCAUUCUCGCCAAAGACCAUGACUUCGCUGCCGAUGAUCAUAGUGGCCUUCUACUUCAUCCUGCUGAGCGACUGGCAGCGCCUCGACCUGUCAGGCAUUUUUGACGACGCGCCCGUGGACGUGGGAUUGGCGCCCCCUGGAGCGGCCAG